AUGGGUGAUAACACAGACACGAAGUCAACUUCCUCGAGCAUGACUUCACAUCUAAAGUGGGAGAGUCCUAACCACCCACUUUAUCUCCAUCAUUCAGAUCAACCUGGUGCAGUACUUGUGUCGCAGCCAUUGGUGGAAGACAAUUACAGUACAUGGAUUCAAUCCAUGACCAUGGCCUUAACGAUCAAGAACAAAUUAGGGCUUGUUGAUGGGACUAUCAAGAAGCCGAGUGAAGAUGAACAUGAAGGAUUGCAGCAAUGGAAUCGCUGCAAUAAUCUGGUUAAAACAUGGCUCUUAGGAUCCAUGUCAAAAGAAAUCUCAAGCAGCGUCAUCAACUGCAAGGAUGCAAGGCAGAUGUGGCUUGAUUUACAAGAACGGUUUUCUCAUGCAAAUAUCGUUCAAUUGUUUCAUGUAGAAAACGAGAUCCAUGAUUGUGUGCAAGGUAACAUGCCGGUGAGUUCAUACUUUACCAAACUAAAAGGCUUGUGGGACGAGCGUGAUGUACUGUGUUCUAUUCCUGCAUGUAGCUGCGAUACAAAGAAGGAAAUCAUCUCUUAUGUUGAGACCCAGAAAACAAUGAAAUUUCUCAUGGGUUUAAGUGAUUCCUUUUCCACUGACCGUAGUAAUAUCCUUCUUCUUGAGCCUUUUCCCACAGUGAACAAAGCUUACUCUCUUGUUCUUCGCCAUGAGAAGCAGGCGGAAGUUUCAAAUGGAAAGAAUACCCCUCAACCUGAAGCAGCAGCUUUUGCUGUAAAGCAUGGUGGACGCGAGCUUGAAACCGAGGAUGGUGGUCCUCGCUGUGGCAAAUGUAACAAGACGAACCAUAGCACCAAAAAUUGUCGUGCCCAUCUCAAUGCACUUUCUGUGGUUGGAAGGGUCAUACCUUCGAAUAUUGCCGCAAAUGCAAAGCAGCUGCUGAAACUGAACAAAGCCGUUCAUCAACUUCCAAGGGAAAUCAAGUUGCCGUGCAUGACAAGAGAGAUGGGAUGCCAAGCUUUCCCUUUUCCCAAGAAGAUUGUAAGCAGAUCCUUGCCAUGUUAA
Molecule: messenger RNA, 1041 nt
Organism: Malus domestica (apple)
Lineage: Eukaryota; Viridiplantae; Streptophyta; Magnoliopsida; Rosales; Rosaceae
Source: RefSeq, a predicted model, not a curated record